Molecule: messenger RNA, 1085 nt
Organism: Toxorhynchites rutilus septentrionalis
Lineage: Eukaryota; Metazoa; Arthropoda; Insecta; Diptera; Culicidae
Exons: 5
Coding region: 21-1082 (353 amino acids)
Source: RefSeq, a predicted model, not a curated record
GCGACAGCGACUUCGGUAGAAUGGGUACCAAUACCGGGAACGAAAGGCACCGUUCCGAUGAUGAUGGGUUUCUAUACUGGGUUUGGAUGACCGGCGCGAAAGUAGUGACCGUAAUGCUGAUCUUAGGAUGCAUCAAAGCGAUUCUCGGCUGUUACUAUCCGGCAAUUGGGCGAUGGAGAUACGAUUACCUACAACCGACGCAGCCGUACCGUGAAUCUUCAAUCUAUCGAACAUUUCUGAUAAAUAUACUAUUCUUCCUCGUGUAUCCUUGCGUGUUCUGCUGUCGUUCUUUUGAAAGCAGAAACGAGGAUUAUGACGGCCAGGAUGAUCUACAUCUACAGCAACAGGGACUGCUCCAGGGUGCGUCAGUUGUCCAGCAACAUGUGAACCAACAGAUGACUAGCGAAGAGGAUGAGACCCAGGAUGAAGAUGAACUGAGGAACGACGGAAGAAAGGGUGUAUGCCGCAGCAGAUCCUAUAUAUACGCAACGGAUAUUGGUGGUAAUAAUAUGCAAGAAUACUUCGAGGAGCUCGAAUCAACUGAAGCGGGCGAAUUACCGUACAACAAUACCGAAGAUGAAGAUAUCGAUGCAAACUUCGCGCUGAGCACCAUGAACGAGUGCCGAAGGUCACUGAUCGACACGACGGACACUAAUCUUUGGAGAAGUGGGGGAAAACCAGUAGAAGAGGAACAGCAGCAGCAGCAGCAACAGCAGGACACCAAUCUCGCGGACCGUCUUGUGAGGGAGCUGCUGGAGGCAAAAAUUGUCUACCGGCGGAUGGAGUCUGUAUGUGGACGAGUGGCAAUCGGAGAAGGACUACCGUAUUCUAUUCAGGGAUACUUUAUAGCGAUCGACGAGCGGAGCUAUCAAUUUUUCACUCACUAUGUUUUGGGACAAUUUUGGAGUAUCGAAAGAGACGCCGAGGGGAAUCUGAUUACAGUAGGAAUUACCCCAAGACCUUUGUUAGCUAGAAGUUUUCUCAAGAACUAUCUUUCCAAGAAGGAUGUUUUGCAGCAAAAUGACCUAUCGGUGAAAGUUCCCAAUGACGCACCCUGUAUAAAUAUUGAAUAUCAAUUUUAGAGU